Molecule: messenger RNA, 213 nt
Organism: Rotaria sordida
Lineage: Eukaryota; Metazoa; Rotifera; Eurotatoria; Philodinida; Philodinidae
Source: the annotation of a GenBank genome assembly
AUGGAUAUUGCAAUAAUGAAUGAAACAGAAGAAGCUGCACUCGAUUUAGGUGGUGGUUCAACUCAAAUAACUUAUAAUCCAUCAUUAUCAAAUACAAGUUUAGCUGAAAAAAUAAAUUUAUUAUUAAAAGCACAACAACCAAUUGAACCGGAACAAAUCAAUACAUUUCGUGAUCCAUUACUUAAAAAAAAAGAAACAAAUGUCAAGAAUUGA